Messenger RNA from Exophiala bonariae, 1701 nucleotides. RefSeq lists its product as uncharacterized. Lineage: Eukaryota; Fungi; Ascomycota; Eurotiomycetes; Chaetothyriales; Herpotrichiellaceae. The record is from RefSeq and is a predicted model, not a curated record. The coding region runs from base 1 to 1701 and encodes 566 amino acids. The transcript is spliced from 2 exons. Gene Ontology annotation, molecular function: CoA-ligase activity. Gene Ontology annotation, biological process: secondary metabolic process.
AUGGCUACUAAAUCUCCAUAUCCCGACAUAGAGAUCCCCAAUGUUGACUUAUGGGGUCUUAUGUUUGACCAACCCCGAGAAUUCCCCGAUUCUCAAGUAAUAUAUCGCGCUGUCAACUCAGACCGGAGUUAUACGUGGCAAGAUGUCAAAGAAGCAGCCGCCGCCUUUGGCGCCGGUCUACGCAAUUUAUGGGACUGGAAGAAGAACGAUGUAUUGAACGUCUUUGCGCCCAACGAUGUUGAUUUCGGCCCGAUCGUCUACGGUGUCUUUUAUGCUGGUGGGAUUGUAUCACCUGCCAACCCGGCAUAUUCGGUGGAUGAGCUGUCAUUCCAGUUGAAGAACUCGGGUUCCAAGGCAAUCGCCACAACUGCUCAAUUCUUGCCGACAGCACUCAAGGCGGCCAAGAAGUCGAAUAUCCCUGAGGAUCGUGUUAUAUUACUCGGAUCUGAGAGAGACCCCAGUCACACCGUCAAGCACUGGACCAACAUUCGUAAGACUUCUGGUGCAGUCCGCUACCGAAGGAGAAAAGCGGACCCUGAUAAAGACCUGGCCUUCUUGGUGUACAGCUCUGGCACGACGGGACUACCCAAGGGCGUCAUGCUGAGUCACAAAAACAUCGUUGCAGAUGUCUUGAUGAUCAAAGGAUGUGUAGGCAAGUGGUAUGGCACGGCGGAAGACAAAAUUCUCGGUGUCCUACCAUUUUUCCACAUUUAUGGCCUAACAGGGCUUGUGAUGCAACCACUUCAUCGAGGCAUUGAGCUCGUCGUAAUGCCGGCAUUCAAUCUUGAGGUGUUCCUAAAGGCAAUUCAGCAUCAUAAGAUCACCUUUGUCUAUGUGGCGCCCCCAGUCAUCGUUCGACUUGCUCGCGACCCUUCGGUAGACAAUUACGACCUGAGCAGUUUGAAGAUGAUCACCAGUGGCGCAGCACCGCUAACGCGAGAGUUGGUGGACACCGUACACAAGAGGUUGAAGAUCAAGAUCAACCAAGCUUAUGGAUUGAGUGAAACCAGCCCCAUGACACACACACAAGUAAGUCUUCUCUUGAAACCAGGGUGUUAUCCGUGCCUAAUCAACUUCCUCCUCAAGCCUUGGGACGAGUGGUAUUCCUCUGUCGGUAGCGUCGGUAAGCUGUUCCCAAGUAUGACUGCCAAGUACAUUUCUGCAGAAGGCAAAGAGCUUGGGCCUGGUGAGACGGGCGAACUAUGGCUAUCCGGACCCAAUGUGUUCAAAGGAUAUUGGAAGAACGAAGAGGCAACAAAAGAUUCCAUUACCGAAGAUGGCUAUUUCAAAACCGGAGAUGUGGGAUUUCAGGAUAAGGACCACAACUUCUACAUCACAGAUCGCGUCAAGGAGUUGAUCAAGUACAAGGGUUUCCAAGUCCCACCAGCAGAACUGGAAGGGAAACUUAUGGACCACCCUGAUAUCGAUGAUGUGGCAGUGAUUGGUGUCAACGACGAAGAACAGCAUACCGAAGUCCCCCGAGCAUACGUGGUCGCUGCCAACGGCAAGAACAGCGAGAAGGAUGCAGAAGCCAUCGUGAAAUGGCUUGAUGAUAAAGUGGCCAGUCACAAGAAACUCAGGGGUGGCGUGAGAUUUAUCGAUGAAGUUCCAAAGAGUGCAGCGGGAAAGAUAUUGAGGCGAUUGUUGAAGGACAAGGCCAAGCAGGAAGAAUCGCAAAAGGGAGGCAAGUCGAAAUUGUGA